GCUCGAGCACUCCCUCUUUUCCGACAACGCAUCGAGCCGACGAGGACGGCGGAUGUGGAGCCAUGGCGACGGGAAAAGCAGCCAAAUUGGAGCCAGACAAUGCUGAAGAGGCGGCGGCGGCGGGCGGGGGCGAGGGCCAGGGGGAUGGGGAGGGCACGGGCACGGGCACGGGCGGCCAGACGCCCGCGAGCCCCGCGCAGAGCGCCACGGGCACCGCCGGGGCCGGGGCCGUGAGUGCUUACUUCACGAAUCUGGCCGAUAAUAUUGUGAGCGUUCCCCCGUAUCUCGGAAGAGCGCGAACCGUCCAGGUCUGUAAGAGCCGAGACAAAGAAAACUUAUUAGGAGAAAUAAUUGAUUUGAAAGAAGCGCUUUUGAAUGGUGAGAUCCAUCUCGCCGAACACAGACACGAGUACGUGAGACGUGUUGCGGAAAAUCGGAAGUUGGAAAGGCGGGUCCAAGAUUUGGAGCUCGCGGGAAAUUACGACGCCCCACGCACGGGCGGUGUAUGCCGACUGGAGGCAAGAGCCAGAGGUCUGGAAGCCCAGUACGAACUUCUGACUGACACUAUCGCUCUCCGGAAGCAUACCGAACUUUACGAGUUAUCGAGAAAUCUCAACACAACGAGAACCAGAGAGGUGAAGAUCGAACGAGACGUUUGUGCCAGCGAGAUUGGAAGACUGAGGAUGGUCCUGAACCAUCUGAAGCUACUGUACGCAAAAGCCCAGGAGGAAAACGGAGACUGGAUUAUGUGCAAAAAACACCUCGAGAAGCUUACAAUUAUUAACCCCAAGCUCCAGAAAACAGUUGACAGUUUGCAAGAGAGCGUGAAGAAAGGUAAGGCUGACAUCAAGGCCAUGAAGGCCAAGGCCAAAGAGGCCGCCUCAACUAUCAAGAGGGCGCAGAGCAAGUACUCGUCGCUGGAGUCGCAGAUCUCAGGGCUGGGCUCACAGAUCAAGAGCGCAGAGGACACUAAGAAGCAGAAGCUGAGAAAGCUCCAUCAAGUUGGCUUCGAACGGAUGAAAUUUAAUAAGCAGUUCAAGGAUGAAAAUCCUAACGUUUCGCUUGGCACCAAGUCAUAACCGAGAUGAUGAUGUAUCGACCUCAUUUUGAGAGGCCUGGUUUGCGAUUUGGACUGCCUUGGCAGUCUACCCAGCUAGCUCGAACGUCGCUUGGGCCAAGAUUAGAGUCAUUGACUAGCUCCAGGUUGAAGGCGUCGGUCGGCCAACGGCAUUGUAUCAUAAAAGCUUCAUUCUUGGAAAAGUGUUUUUUCUUUUGGAUACAUCAAAGAGCAUUGCUUUGUUGGAAGAAUUUUCUUGUCACUGGACUUUCGACGCAGUGCAUGGGUGCUAUUCGGAUCCAAACUAGGGUAGAAGAAUUUACCGCUUCUCCGAUCCUCAGGAAACACUACCGUGGACAGCUGGAUUGUGGUGUGACGUUGAUUCUGAGGCAGAUGAGUAAUUGACCUGGGAAUCUUGACCUGCACAACUACGUAUUUUUCCAAAAAUCCUUGGAAGGACGAGGAAGGUAUAGAAAGUCGACUUAGGACAUCCAUUCGAUGGGCAAACUUGCGAUCUUGAUAGGCUCAUCUCAAAGAAUUUAGGUGAAGGUGCUUUCAAUCUAUGCAGAAUCUGGGUGGCUCACGGUUUUUCUUCCUCUAUUCCAUUAUCCUCCAAGGUUGAAUGCACAAAGCUCUCACGACGCACCGCAUCCAACACAGCUUGCUUUGUGAAAGCCCAUACCAAGAGUACGCGGGAAAUCUCUAAAAUUCUAGCACUCAUUCACCAUGUAAAAACGUCGGAGAUACGAAACGGAUGUGCGGUGCCGUGCUCCUAGCCUCAAGGAACACUCAAAACUUUAUCAGACGACUCCAAUAGAAAACAUCUGAUGACGACAAGCAAAAGACUCUGCUUUUCAAAUCUAAGAAAACUUUAAGAUCUACCUGAUGUAAAGUAAAAAAACAAACAAUCUUCACUGCCUACUUCUUCGCUUUCUUAUGUAGCCGUUUAUCCUCUCGCUUAUCUCCCCGUUUGUUCUUCUUCCCACCUUUAUCCUUUUGCUCCUUGGCCUUCUCCUUAGGCUGCUCUUUCGUUCCUUUCACGCUCAGGAAUCCGCUCUUCGGCAACUUCCCACCACCCUUCUUCAAAGCUUCGUCAAAAUCAGCUUCUCUUCCUGAAAUUGCAAAUUGCUGAAGGUUCUCGGGUUGAAGGAGUGACUCCAUCUUCUCCAUCAUGUUAG
Molecule: messenger RNA, 2235 nt
Organism: Marchantia polymorpha subsp. ruderalis
Lineage: Eukaryota; Viridiplantae; Streptophyta; Marchantiopsida; Marchantiales; Marchantiaceae
Source: the annotation of a GenBank genome assembly